AUGAAAGUAUCAUCAUUUGAUCCACGACCGGAAAUAUUUAAAUCUCAAUUUCAUGAAAUCAUAGUGGUUGGAUUGAUAUGUUUAGCGCAAUUACUCACCCAAGGUGGUAUAACCAUGUCAUUAUCUUCAAUGAAUAUAAUUUUAAAAUCCUUUAAUAGUAUUGAUUCAACUAAACAAGUCUGGUUUAUGGGAUCUUAUGCUUUAACAGUAGGAACAUUUAUUUUAAUAAGUGGGAAAUUAGGAGAUAUUUUUGGAUUAAAAUUAAUAUUUGUCAUUGGUUGGAUUUGGAUAACUAUAUUUUCAAUAAUAACAGGCAUUUCAAAUUAUGUAUCCAUUGAAUUUUUCAUCAUAUGUAGAGCAUUACAAGGAAUUGGAUUUGCAUUAUUGAUACCUUGUGGAAUGGGAAUAUUGGGACAUAUUUAUCCUAAUGGGAAACGUAAAAACUUUGCCUUUGGUUGUGUUGGUGCUAAUGGUCCAAUUGGUGCUUAUAUUGGUGCAAUAAUGAGUGCUGUUAUAUCUCAAUUAUGGUGGUGGCCAUGGAAUUUCUGGAUAUUAAGUAUAGUAAGUGCCGUACUUACCGUGGCAUCUUGGGUAUUUAUUCCAAAUGUGAAUAUUCGUGAUACAGUUGAUUUAUUUAAUAAAUUAGAUCCAUGGGGGUGUUUAACUGGGGUUUCAGGGUUGAUUUUAUUGAAUUUUGUAUGGAAUCAAGGUCCAAUUCAAGGAUGGAAUACAGUAUAUGUAAUUGUAUUGUUGAUUGUUGCUGUUUUAUUCAUUAUUGCAUUUUUCUUAUUGGAAUUACAUGUGUCCAAGUAUCCAUUAAUACCGAAACCAAUAUUCAAUAUUAAAAUCGGAAUGAUUCUUGCUUGUAUAAGUUGUGGAUGGGGAUCAUUUGGAGUUUGGCAAUACUAUUAUUGGAAUAUUAUAAUGAAUCUUCGACAGUACACUCCCAUUGAAGGUGGAUUGACGUAUACUCCAUUUUUAGUAUUGGGGGUGAUUGCCUCAUUGUUUGUUUCCUAUGUUAUUUCACAUACGAAACCAUCUUAUAUUAUAUGUUUUGCUACCAUUUGUUUUAUGAUAGGAGAUUUGAUGUUAGCUGUAACACCAAUCAAACAAUCUUUCUUUAGGUUAACUUUUGGGCAAAUGUUUAUCUUGUGCUGGGGUAUGGAUAUGUCAUUUCCUGCUGCUUCAAUAAUCCUCAGUGACAUAUUACCCAACCAUCAUCAAGGUAUGGCUGGCUCUUUGGUAUCCACGAUGAUUAAUUACUCUGUGAGUUUGUUCUUGGCAAUGUCAAGUUGUGUUGAGAUUGAAAUCAUGAAGCGUACUAAUGAUCAGUUGUUGAGUUAUAGAAGUGGGUUAUAUUUUGGUAUAGGAGUUGCUUGUCUUGGUGUCUUGUGUUCAGUGAUCUUUAUAUUUAUCCAAAAGGAUGAUGGUGCAGGCACGAAUGAUUUGAUCAAGCAACAAGAGUUUAUAGAUUCAAGUAAGGAAAGCUUAUAG
Candida tropicalis MYA-3404 is the source of this 1494-nucleotide messenger RNA. RefSeq lists its product as uncharacterized. NCBI's taxonomy places the organism in Eukaryota, Fungi, Ascomycota, Pichiomycetes, Serinales, Debaryomycetaceae. The transcript has a single exon. Gene Ontology annotation, biological process: transmembrane transport. Bases 1 to 1494 code for a protein of 497 amino acids. Gene Ontology annotation, molecular function: transmembrane transporter activity. The record is from RefSeq and is a predicted model, not a curated record. Gene Ontology annotation, cellular component: membrane.